CCCUAUGCACUGUCUGCCAGUCAGCACCGAUGCCCGCGACGGACAUUUUACACAGACACAGAGAGAGAGAGGGAGAGGGAGUACAGAGACAAUCCCAUCCAUGUCAAUGGGUUCUGAGGUUGCUGCUGCAGCGAGUUACAGAAGGUAGCAAGAGCUGGCUGUCAGAGCUUUGUCUGAAGCUCAGAUUCAUAAACGACAGUUUUAACUCCUCGGUUACGAAGGGAGGAGAGAGGGGAAGGGGGAGCGCCCGAGCCAUAGCUCAACUCGCUCACUCGCUCACUCAUUCAGUUACUGCGUGUAGUCUGGGUGGCACGAACGGAUCGGAGUUGCGAGCGGGAGCCGGGUGCCAAAUGCGGGAUACGAUAAACUAGUCAUGGCACGUUCGCGGGUGGUGUCACGGGGAUUGCGACGAGUUCCGAGGGUGUGAAGCGGCACGAUGAGCUGAACAUGUGUACAAUCUGCAGACCACGAGUGCCGAGUAUUGGCUCGGCUUUGCAAACCUCGCAGCUAAUUAGCUUGCUUGCAGCGUAAACCUUGUAUUUCCCAGGAUUUUUGUUGACUUAUUUCCUGACAUAGGGGCACAUCUCAUUGUGCUCACAUAAAAUUGAUCCACCUCCAUCUGCCCGAACGCAUGCUCUCUCCGUAGGUCUGCUGACUGCCGAGCCCCCCUCAGCUCGGCUUCGUAGCCAGACUACCGAUCCAGCGACACCAGCUGAAUCCAAUCCGGUAACAGCUCGGGCUGAGUGCUGGGUUUGCUAUUCUAAAAUUGGGCAGACCUCUGAGAGUUUUUCCCUCGGCCCCUCUACAGCUCGAGAUCGCUGUCCCCAGCUCAGCUACUAGACACCAUCCCUCCUUCCCUCCAUCCAUCACCACACCCCACCCCGCCCCACCACACUGCCCUUCACCCCACCUCAGCUCGCUUCACAUUUGCUCUCCCUUCCUACAUCUUCAAACCCCCUCUCUUCUGACAUCACAAGCUGAGUAGCACUUGGAAAACAGAUCCUCAGAAGAUCUAUCCAGGUUGACUCGAAUAAUCAUCCACUAGCGAGGAAACGGAAGUCAAAAGUACCUCUCAGGACUUUUGAUCGGUCGAUUGAUUGAUCGAUUCAUUCAUUCAUUCAUCGAUCGAUAGAGUGAGUGAUCGACUGACCGACUGACUCACUGUCACUACGUAAGUACGUACGUUAGUGCGUACACCCCCCGGCUCGCGAGGUCGAUCAAGAAGGAUCGAUCAUCAAUCCUUGCCGGAACGAAUGUUGACGUGCGCCAGAAUUGUUCAGUCAGUAAAAUUGCCACCUUGGUUGUGGGCGAUCGAGUACAACACUGAUGUGAGCCAGCGAUUUCCAGGGGUCAGGGCACUCCGGCAGCAUUCCUGAAUCCGUAGUCCACAUUUUCUAGGGCUGCAGUCUGCCGAAACCUCAUUCUUUGCUACUCAUCAGCAGCUGCCGACAGACAGACGAGACGGGCUGACAGGCAGACACAGACAGAUCAGAUUAGAUCGAUAAAUCGAGCUUCGAGACUAAAUUUAAUAUCAAACGCUGGCAAUGGCGCGGCCAGCAGCCAUGAUAGACGAUUCCCAAUUCGUGGCGCUGGUCAACAAAGCGGCCCUUCUGGCGGAGCAGCUAGGAUCGGGGCUGUACGAGGGAUGCGACGAGGUGGAGAGCUUCCCGACCAUGGUCGAGACAAUCCGCAUGAAACACCCUCUGUGGAGCACGCAGCUGAAAAAAUAUGGGAUCCCGGGGCAAAGCAUCGUGGCUCCCCUCCUGCAGGCGGCCAGCAAGAAGCUGAGGGAGGAGGAGGUUCGCCUCCGAAAACUCCACAGCAGCUGUUACAUGAAGUGCUUCGCGGCCAGCAGCUUCAAGUUCCCCAAGGAGCUCGCUUCCGGCUUCCAGCGCAUGAUCGACGUGUUCGAGAACCUGCCUCUGCUCAUGAAGGAAUCCGACGACGACGUCCGAGACAUCAUGGUCACCACGAGCAGCGUGGACCACCAUAGCCACAGCCACCACCACCUCCACCACCACCAUCUCGAUGCCGACAAGAUCGCCAACGAGAGUGAGCCUCUGCUCGAGCCUCGGACGUCCAAGUCUCGCAAACGGUCUCGAUUGCCAUUCUAUGCCGACAAGCGCUACGUCCCAAUGCAGGCCUCGGUGCUCGAGGUGAGGGGCAGCCUCGAGAGGAGGACUGGGCCUCACGUGGUGGUGCUUCAGGGAGGGCCGGGAACGGGAAAAUCGAGCCUGGCGAGGCAUCUGGCUCUGCAUUAUCAGGAUAAGCAGGUGUACUAUCCAGGGCAGCGGGCGCAUUUUGCCGAUGGGGUCUUCUAUCUGGCCUGUGGCGGAGGUGUGGACAUUAAGGCCAAGCAGCUGGAGCUUCUGCACAUCCUGGAGUACCCGCUGCACCUUCUGCUCACCAGUGGAGAGUGUCAGCAGCUGAGCGAGUCGGGAAUCCAUAAGAAGCUCAUGGAGUAUAUGGAGGACAAGGACACUCUCGUGGUUCUGGACGAUGUCGAGGAUUACGACCUCUUGCACCACUUGAUGGUUCCGAGCAGCCGGGUCAAGUACUUGGUGACCUCAGAGCUCGAAUUGCAGUGGGCGGAUUCCGUUAACUUCACAAUGCCACCUCUUCGUAUCGAAGAUGCCAGAAAAAUUCUGGCCCAACACAUUGAUCUUCCUGACUUUAUACCAGGACAUUUACAGGAUGUGGCAGACGCCAUCAUUAUUGCGACGGGAGCCAAUCCCCUGGCCUUGGUCAGCUUGUCGCUGGCCGUCAACAGCCGACCCGGUGCGGGAACAGACACCAAGGAGUGGCUGGAGGUGGAGAGGAAGUUCCGUAGAUUGCUGGACGAGGACGAGGAAGGAGUGAUUGCAGCCCUGGGCGAGCAGUACCCGAGGCACGUCGCGUGCUCCAUGGCUCUGUCUGUGGACUACUUGCCGCACGAAGCGAAGCUGAUUCUGUUCGCUCUCGCGGCCUUCGACGACCUGCCGAUUCCGGAAGUGGUGGUGCAGCUGCUGGUCCAGUGCACGAGCGGCGAAGUCUCCAGUUUCGCCAAGUGGAGGGACUACUUGGGCGCUCGCGGGCUCGUCCUGCAGCAGCAGCAGAUCGUGCCCUGGAGCCUCGAGCCCCAGAGCACGCUCACCAUCCACGGAAUCCGAAAGCACUGCGUCAAAAUCACCAAGGGCAACGAAAUCGGCCUGCUCAUCGACUCGCUGCUCAAUCGCCUCGGCGACUCGCACGACGAGCUCAGCUCCGAUGCGGCCCUCAUGACUGCUCUCUGCGUCGUCUACGGCGAGGGCGAGCUUGCCGUCCGAGCGGCGGCCAAGCUCAGCGUGUCCAACUUCAGCCACAUGGGGAGCCUGAUCCUCACGUGGCUCGCGCCCUUCGUCUCCCUCCUGCAGGUCACCAGCGAGGACCCGUAUCCCAAGCAGCCCCCCAUGAUCCACGUUCUCGCCCGACAGGUGAUACUGGAGUUCAUCUGCCACCGGAGCCCAGAGAAUGGAAUCACGGGCUUACUGGCGGUGCCGGAGUCGGCGUUGACGACGUGCUGGGCACUGGCAGUGCACGCGCUGGACAAGCCAUUGCUGAUAGCGAGCGAGGGCAUUCUGCAGGGACUGGUGACGCUGCUGGGGAAGCACGUCCCUCACGAGACGCAGAAGUGCGCAGCAUGGGCGCUGACAAACAUCGCCGUGUCGGACGAGAAGCAGUUCAACAUGGCGGUGUUUCCAGGUUUCCUGAAGGGAUUCGUGCGCCUGCUGAGCAUGGACUCGCAGCCGGAGAUCCAGACCAUCGCGGCCUGGACCUUGAUGGUGGUGGCGGAGGCCGAGGAGAAUCGCGUCGAUGUCGCAUCGUUCCCGGGCGCAUUGGCAGGAUUGGUGGCCCUUCUGGGCAAAAGCGUGCGGUCCGACAUCCAGAUCAACGCAGCCUGGGCCCUGGCCAACAUCACGGGCGAUCGGGACAACAAGAUCACGGUGGCGGAAUUCCCCGGAGCAUUGCAUGGACUGGUGGGCCUUCUGGCCAAGGACAUGAGUCCUGUCACCCAGAGCAAGGCCGCCUGGGCCUUAGCCAACAUGGCCGAGGCCGAGGAGAACAAGCUCACCAUCGCUGCGUUCCCCGGAGCUCUGGAGGGCCUGGUGAGGCUGCUGGGAGUGGACGAGUUCAGCAUCGAGGCUCCGUGCGACCAGCAUUCCACGCGGGCCUUGGGAAAUCUCAACGCAGCUUGGGCUUUGGCAAACCUUUCUGAUGCCAAGGUCAACAAGGAGAGCAUCGCAGUGUUUCCAGGCGCUUUGAAGGGUCUGGUCCGCCUGCUGAACAAGGAUGUGAAUCCGCAGACUCGCUGCUCUGCGGCUUGGACUCUGGUGCACCUCGCGGAAGCCACCGAGACCAAGGUCAAGGUGAUCAUCGCCAAAAUUCCCGGGGCUUUGGAAGGGCUGGUGAGCCUGUUCGAGAUCGAGUCCGAGCACAAUCACCGCGAUAUGCAGCAGCAGGCCACCUGGGCCUGGCGCAAUCUCAGCGCAGCCUGGGCUUUGGGAAGCCUGGCUGAUGCGGAGGAGAACAAGACCAUGGUCGCGGCUUGUCCCGGUGCCCUCAAGGGCCUCGUGGGCCUGCUCGCUAAUCCUAAGCAUGGAAGCCUCCACCUUCAAAGCCGAGCUGCCUGGGCUUUGGCCAACAUUGCGGCCGGUGCAGCAAAUCAGGAGCUCUUGGCUGCUUUUCCCGGAGCUCUGGAAGGUUUGGUGGGCUUGCUCAAGAAGGAGGUCAACCCUUACACCCAGAGCAACGCUUUGAGGGCUAUCGCUCACAUCGUCGAGGCCAAGAACAACAGGGUUUUGCUGGCCAAAUUUCCCGGAGCUUUGGAGAAUCUCGUCGGUCUUCUGAGCCAGGAUGUCAGCUCCUACACCCAGAACAAUGCUGCUCGAGCUCUGGCCACCAUGGCCACGGCCGGCGAAAAUCAAAUGACCAUCGCCAAGUUCCCCGGAGCUCUGGAAGGAUUCGUGAGGCUUCUGAGCAAGGAGGAGAGUCCGGCUGUUCAGACGAACGCAGCCUGGGCCUUGGCCAACCUGGCUGAGGAGUCCAUGAACAAGAUCGGAAUCGCUUUGUUCCCGGAAGCGAUCGAGAGGCUGCUCAGGCUUCUGGAGGACGACGUCGACCCCAGCGUUCAAGCCGUCGCAGCAAGAACCCUGACCCAGAUCGACUCUAGGACCAACAACCGACUCAUUCUCGGUUCCGCCGAAGCGUACCGUAGUCGUGCCGUGAUCAACAUAGAAAUGGAGAACUACAAACAAGCCCUCGGAGACCUCGACAGAGCUCACCAUCUCCAACCGGAAAAUCCCUACACUUACAGCUGGAGGAGAUUCGUGCGGGUGAUGCUGAAGGAGUACGAAGGAGCCUUGGAGGAUGCGAACAAGGCGAUCGAGCUUCAACCCCACAAGCAGUUCCACUGGCAAGAGAGGGGGAUUCUGAAAGGGAUGAUGGGCGAUCUUCCGGGAGCUUUGUCGGACCUGACCAAGGGCCUGCAGCUGAACCCGGACGAUUACGAAUCCCUGAAGCACAGAGGCUACAUCAAGUACCUGAUGCAAGACCAAGCAGGAGCAUGCGACGACGCCGAGAACGCCAUUGCGAACAAACCGCCUCAACUCGACGACCCUGCCUACGGCGCUGGCUUCCUCGGAGGACUCUGCGUCGAGUACCUCGGCUACAAGCUCAAGUGAUCCCGCAGCCCCCGUCAGACACCGUUGAAUCAAGCACCCCACACUUUGUUCAAACCCACAUGUCACGAAGCUGCGCGUCCACGUGUCCAGAUUCUGGCUCGCCAGCUGUCUUCAUUCAAAGUCCAAAUGUACAUACCUCGAAGAGCAGAGCCGCUCCCUGAGACGUCUCCCCGAACGAUGUCCAGGAGCGGUUCACACUGCGAGCCACAGAGGCCCGGACGAGCAGGAGCAUGAAGAGGUGCUGGUUUGAUGCAAUUUUGCAGUCGUCCUCUCAGUAGGGAACCGAACAGCGCAUCUCGUCACGAUUAGUCGGGAUUAAUCUCACUGUCCAAUGUAAUUUAUGAACGGAUCGACUUCGGGAAUAAAUGAACACCUAGAAUUUAGAACCGUUCGAACAAUUCUUUAUACUGAUCUGAGGCUCGAUUCAGAUUUAUCAACUGUAAAACUUUAGAUCUAAGUCAUUCUUUUAUGUUGAUCUUCAACUAGAAGAUCCGAAAUGUAUACUUGUUUCAAUAAAUCAAACGUUUUUCACACGGAUCGU
Marchantia polymorpha subsp. ruderalis is the source of this 6240-nucleotide messenger RNA. Lineage: Eukaryota; Viridiplantae; Streptophyta; Marchantiopsida; Marchantiales; Marchantiaceae. The record is from the annotation of a GenBank genome assembly.